This is a messenger RNA of Trichoderma breve, 939 nucleotides long. RefSeq lists its product as uncharacterized. The coding region runs from base 1 to 939 and encodes 312 amino acids. The transcript is spliced from 2 exons. NCBI's taxonomy places the organism in Eukaryota, Fungi, Ascomycota, Sordariomycetes, Hypocreales, Hypocreaceae. The record is from RefSeq and is a predicted model, not a curated record.
AUGGACGAAAGUGAAAUUUGGUUGAGUGACGGAGACGAGGGAGACUUUGAUGAGGACGAUGAAGAAACCUCGGAUCCGACAUUUUUCAAUCUCGGGCUCACAUACCAAGGCCAAGAGGGAGGACAAAAGCAAAGGAAAGCAGUUUCAGCCUUCCGCGGCGGCUCGAAGAGAAGACCUGCUUUCACUGUUAGUUGCAAUGCGAAAGCAAUAAUCCACGGGGAAAUGGGUCCUUCUUCAGAUAAACACGCUACCCUUCUUGUAUACGAGUUCAAAUUCAACUCAUAUAAGGGAGCGCGCAUCAAAGAAGCCGACGUCUUAUUCGAGUUCAACGCCAUGAAAGGCAAGGCCGGCGGGCCAUCAGUUCACCGAGUCGCACCAUAUGGGCUCCAUAAGAUGGAAGAAACAAGCCAAUCUGAAUCUUCAAAACAUGGAGUAGAACUCACAGUCGGUCCAAACAUUCCCGCUAUCGACACAGGUUUGACACUCUACGGUGAAGCGGGCGUGGAGAAAGUUACGAAGCAUCAUACCGUGGUGAGUGGCGAUAAUCCUCAGUCGGACGAUUGGGGGAAUUACUUCCAGGCGCGCUUUUUUCUGUCUGAGAACAAAUCACAAGCCAGCGGCAUUCCUUCUAAGCUUCGUGCUUGCAUUCUGCUGGAGCGAGACGACGACGAAGACUUCGUUUGUGUUCCCUAUCUGAAAGUAACACCAAACUUUACAACUAUGGUGACCUCUUUGUUCUCUUCUAGAGAGCCCGAUGAUCCCAUUAUAUUUAGCGUGGACGAGCCUCCUCUCAAUGAAUUAGAUACGGGAGUCGAUAUUGAUGUCGAUAAUCUAGGAGCAAUCGACUUGGAUCAGCUUUGGGACUGCACUACAUACAACGAGUACGGGCAAUCUAUCAAGCGAUCUGGGUCGGAGAGUGCUGAGCGUACUCAAGAAUAA